Juglans regia (Persian walnut) is the source of this 957-nucleotide messenger RNA. RefSeq lists its product as uncharacterized. Gene Ontology annotation, molecular function: RNA-DNA hybrid ribonuclease activity; nucleic acid binding. The coding region runs from base 1 to 957 and encodes 318 amino acids. Gene Ontology annotation, biological process: DNA integration. The transcript has 3 exons. NCBI's taxonomy places the organism in Eukaryota, Viridiplantae, Streptophyta, Magnoliopsida, Fagales, Juglandaceae. The record is from RefSeq and is a predicted model, not a curated record.
AUGGCCAAACUCAAAUUCAAGAGCACCAACAAUGAGGCAGAGUAUGAAGCAUUUAUAGCAAGACUCUCGGUGGCAGAGGCUUUGGGUGCUACUGAGGUAGAGGUGAAGGCAGACUCCAAAGUGGUCAUCAACCAAGUAUGGGGAGCGUAUGCCGUUAGAGGCGAUAGUUUGAAGAAAUACCUGAACCAGGUCUGGGAAGGUUGCGAUCGGUUCUCGCACUUUUAUAUCAUACAGAUACCUAGAGAGGACAAUUCAGUAGCCGACAGGCUAGCAAGAGCAGCAUCGGGAAUGGACGAGUCUAUCCUACCAUGGGAAGUGGAAAAUAAGGUGUUUGAGGUCUCGGGGAUAAGGAUCCCAAAGAGCAUCAUUCUAGUGAACGGAAAGCAGUUUGACUCAGAGCAUUAUCAGGCAUGGUGUGCAGAACUGAGAAUUCAGGUCAGGUACUCAUCCCCUAGACAUCCUCAAGUCAAUGGACAGAUGGAGGCCAUGAAUAAGGCCCUACUAGGAAUUCUAAAGAAAAAGCUCACUGACAGCGAGGCAGUGCCCCCUGUGGAGGCUGGCCUGCCCACCUACCUCACUCGCCACUUCGACCCCCUUGAAAACAACAAGGUACUAGAGAAGUACCUUGAUCUCUUGGAUGAAGAAAGGGAAGAAGUAGAGGUCCAGAAAAUUCUAAAUAAGAGAAGAGCAAAGUGCUGCUUCAACAAGGGGGUGAGACCCAAGGCUUUCAAGGCAGGCGACCUGGUGUUGAAGGAAGCGGGGGUCACUACAAAAGAGGAAGAAAAGAUGGGCAGUCAUUGGGAGGGACCUUACAUUGUAAUAGCCAGCCAAAGGCCUAGAUCUUAUUGUCGAAAAGCCGAACAGGGGAAAAAGCUACAUCAUCCUUGGAACGUAGAGCAUUUGAGGAAAUGUUCCCUUGAUCAUUUACUUUUGGUAGCAAAGGAUAAUAAUGAAUAA